Symbiodinium natans is the source of this 2334-nucleotide messenger RNA. Lineage: Eukaryota; Dinophyceae; Suessiales; Symbiodiniaceae. The record is from the annotation of a GenBank genome assembly.
AUGAGGUGGCAACCAUGCAAGUACAGACUGCGCCAUAGGUGGGAUAUAUGCAGGCCUGUGCUGAAAGAUGGCUGGCUUUUCACCUUGCCCAGAGGGAGGCAGAGGCCACUUCUUGAGAUGCUUCCGUCCACACCGGUGGCCGGGUGUGGGGCAGCUAUGCUUCUGGCAAGUUAUUGGCUGCCCUUGAGGCCAACGCGCCUAUGGCCAUGGGUGUAUGACAGCGGAGCUAUUUGUGCCAACGUGUCCGCUGGCAACGUGCUCUUGGAAGCCGGUGAUGGCGCAGAGGCAGGAUGGUUUGCGCUGCGGCACAUGAACUGGACGGAGCCUUUAGCCACAGUGAAGUCAGAGUCUGAAGCUGCUUCUCUUUCUCUGCCGAAGAUUCUCCACAAUGUCUUCCUUGGACUGGAAGGGCAUGGGAACCUGCGGCUCAGCAACCUCACCUGGAAGGAGUUUCCCGGCGUUGCCUUCUUCAGUCACGGGCAGCAGACGUGGUAUCAGGACCAGAAUGGAGGCGAGUUGUGCACAGUGCCUCAUGGAACCAUCUACAAGGAGAUGGCCAACAUGGCGCUUCAGAAGCUGCUAGAACUGGACGAAGGAGAGCGAUUUAGAAAGACAAGCAGCGCAGCCGACGAGCCAGAGACUUGCACAAUCUUAAAUGAUCUUACAGUGGGAGUUGAAGUUGACUUGGGGCAAGGGAGGGGCUGGCAGCCCCUCUACCCCAAGUCAGGUCUGGAUGUGUCUGGAGACAAUGACAUUCUGGUGCGCUUGCGAGAUGACGCUGGAGUCUGCGGCAGCUGCAAGGCAACGAGUGGCGCCAAAUUCAUGUCCAAUGGAUUUGGAGAGUUUGGUUCAAGAGCUGCAACAUACAUACAGCACGAAGAAGCCGCAGCGGCAGAGGAGAGUCGUUUGCAGAAGAAACGGAAGCGAGACAUCGAUGUCCAGUUGUUUGCAGAGGUGAACAGGGUGGCUCUUUGGAGACAAAAGUGUGCCAUCAUCAGCAUCUCGAUCUUCAUUUCCGUCAUCCUGGGUGUCAUGGUCUCCUGCGCCGUUGCAGCCUUCUACCUGGAGAACCAGCUGCAAGGCGUUGGCCUCGCCGCGGCGCUGCUGGCGUUGUGGUGCUGUGCCUGCGGCGGACUCGGUGCACUCUCAAGUGCCAGUGGCGAUGAUAGCCGCGAUACUGUGAAGCUGGGGGCAGGAGUCCGGGCGGCGCGGCCGGAGCUGCGGGGCUACGCGGCCGACGCGGUCGAGGCCUCCGAGGGCGAUUGGAGAGGUCUGACGCUGCUCGGCUGCCUCUGGUGCGUUCUCGGCGCCGGUGUCGGCGGCGUCACCGCCAUGAUCAUGGCCAGUGACCAGAAGGGGCACAGCUGGACCAUCGUCGUGCUGUUGGGCGGGGUGUCUCUGACGAUGUGCACCGGUGGCAUCGUCGCUUGCAUCACGGAAAAGCCCAAGGGCUGGAGAAAGACAGUGCAAACUUUUGGGCUCGGUGCUCUCCUGGUUCCCCACCAGUGGCCAAAUCUGCUCCUAGAGCAACGCGGUGUGACUCUUGCACAGCUCUUCCUUCAGCCCCCAAAAAAGUCGCUGGACGCAGCUGUCCAUACCACCCACGAACACACCAUUGUGUUCGAGGGGAACGUGCUCCCAGGCCGGGAGACUGUUUGUUCAUGGCCAGGGAAGUAUGCAUCCGCAUGGGAUGAGCUCGUGGCCGGCGCCCGCCAAAAUGACAUCAGUGCCGCUGUAGUGUUUCUGCCCAAAGGCUCCCAGCACUUCGGGUUGCAUGACCCCAUUCCUCCGAAUGAGGAAUUUCAGGACUUACAAGGCAACUGCUGGUGCACGCCCCUUUAUGGCGGGAAAAAGCCAUGGGGGUGUAGGUGGUGGUCCAAGUGGAUCGCCAACAUCGAGGUAGCAGUUAAACAAAACGCCACCCUUGAUGUAUAUUACUUCGAUGGGAAGAAAGGUUUAGGCAAAGUCAAGGAUUUCACCACAGCCGGAGUUGAACAUCUGCGCCGCGAACAGAUCUCCAGGAAAAAAGCUGACUUCAAGAAGUCCGAGGCUUUCCGGAAUGCCCUGGAUGCUGGCCUCAAGCGUCUAUCGAAGCAGGAAGGUCCAGAUUCCUCUUCGCCCUUUUCCCGGGAGGAACACCGUCUUUUCUUGGCUUGGCUUCCCGAGGAAGACCGGCAGUUUCUGGAGGAGUCGGAAGGCUUAGGCAACUCGCAAAAGGCGGAGGUAGCUUGGCUUCAACGGAAGGGCUAUCCGUACGUGGAGAAAGAGGUGAGCCAACUCGGCGGCUCAUCGCCCAAGGCGAUUGGCGCACAGGCGACCAGCAGAGUCACUUGA